Zonotrichia leucophrys gambelii is the source of this 3420-nucleotide messenger RNA. RefSeq names its product integrator complex subunit 4 (gene INTS4). NCBI's taxonomy places the organism in Eukaryota, Metazoa, Chordata, Aves, Passeriformes, Passerellidae. The transcript has 23 exons. The coding region runs from base 23 to 2932 and encodes 969 amino acids. The record is from RefSeq and is a predicted model, not a curated record. Gene Ontology annotation, biological process: snRNA processing. Gene Ontology annotation, cellular component: integrator complex.
UUCCGGGUUGCUCGGCGGUGUCAUGGCGGCGCACCUGAAGAAGCGGGUGUACGAGGAGUUCACCAAGGUGGUCCAGCAGCAGCAUGAGGACCUGUCCACCAAGAAGCUGCGGCUGACCAAGCCCAGCAAGUCAGCAGCGCUGCACGUGGACCUGUGCAAAGCCACCUCGCCUGCUGAUGCCUUGCAGUACCUGCUCCAGUUUGCCAGGAAGCCCGUGGAAGUGGAGAGUGUGGAAGGGGUUGUCAGGAUCCUGCUGGAGCAUUAUUACAAGGAGAAUGAUGCCUCUGUAAGGCUGAAGAUUGCAUCCUUGCUGGGGUUGUUGUCAAAGACUGCAGGAUUUUCCCCAGACUGCAUUAUGGAUGAUGCCAUCAACACCCUUCAGAAUGAGAAGUCUCACCAAGUCCUUGCUCAGCUGCUGGACACCCUCUUAGUGAUCGGCACAAAACUCCCAGACAAUCCAUCUGUCAGGAUGAGGCUGGUAGAGGUAGCCUGCAAGCAUCUGACAGAUUCUUCUCAUGGUGUAAGGAAUAAGUGUCUUCAGCUAAUUGGCUGUCUUGGCCCAGUGGAAAAAGGUGUUGCAAAAGAGGCUGAAAGCCAGGCAGCCAGAGAUGUCCAGAAGAUAAUAGGAGAUCAUUUUAAUGAUCAGGACCCUCGAGUUAGGACUGCAGCUAUAAAAGCCAUGCUACAGCUUCAUGAAAGAGGACUAAAGUUACAGCAAGCUAUUUAUAGUCAGGCCUGCAAGCUGUUGGCAGAUGAUUACGAGCAAGUGCGCAGCGCUGCAGUUCAGCUGAUUUGGGUCCUCAGUCAGCUUUACCCAGAAAGCAUUGUCCCGAUUCCUUCUUCUAAUGAAGAAAUUCGCUUGGUUGACGAUGCCUUUGGAAAAAUUUGCCAUAUGGUUAGUGAUGGUUCCUGGGUUGUAAGAGUACAAGCUGCAAAGUUAUUGGGUUCUAUGCAACAAGUUAGCUCUCAUUUCUUGGAGCAGACCCUUGACAAGAAGCUCAUGUCAGAUCUGAGGAGGAAGCGCACUGCACAUGAACGAGCCAAAGAGCUCUACAGCUCUGGGGAGUUUUCAAGUGGCAGAAAGUGGGGAGAUGAUGCUCCCAAAGAGGAAAUCGAUACUGGUGCUGUCAACUUGAUUGAAUCAGGAGCUUGUGGGGCUUUUGUUCAUGGCCUGGAAGAUGAGAUGUAUGAGGUUCGAAUCGCUGCGGUUGAAGCCCUGUGUAUGUUGGCUCAGUCCUCGCCUUCUUUUGCUGAGAAAUGCCUGGAUUUUCUGGUUGACAUGUUUAAUGAUGAAAUUGAGGAGGUCAGAUUGCAGUCAAUACACACAAUGAGAAAAAUCUCCAACAACAUCACGCUGCGGGAAGACCAGCUGGAUACUGUGUUGGCUGUCUUGGAGGAUUCUUCAAGGGACAUUCGGGAAGCACUUCAUGAACUGUUGUGUUGCACCAAUGUUUCAACUAAAGAAGGCAUCCAUCUUGCACUGGUGGAGCUGCUGAAAAACCUGACCAAGUAUCCCACAGACAGAGAAUCCAUAUGGAAAUGCUUGAAGUUCCUGGGAAGCAGGCAUCCCACUUUGGUGCUUCCAUUAGUCCCAGAGCUGCUGAGCACACAUCCGUUCUUCGACACUCCGGAGCCAGACAUGGAUGACCCAGCCUACAUUGCUGUUCUGGUUCUGAUUUUUAAUGCUGCUAAAAGUUGCCCAACAAUGCCUGCCCUGUUCUCUGACCAUACGUUCAGACAUUAUGCCUAUCUUCGGGACAGUCUCUCUCACCUGGUCCCUCCACUAAGAUUGCCGGGUAGAAAGCUGGUGUCCUCUGCUGUGUCUCCCAGUAUUACCCCACAUGAAGAUCCUUCCCAGCAGUUCCUGCAUCAGAGCCUGGAGAGGGUUUACAACUUUCAGCACCUGGACCCACGGGGCAUACAGGAGCUGCUGGAAUUUACCAUCCGUGAUCUUCAGAGGCUUGGAGAGCUGCAGUCAGAACUGGCAGGGAUGGCAGAUUUCACUGCAACUUACCUUCAGUGUCAGCUGCUCCUCAUCAAGGCCUUGCAGGAGAAGUUGUGGAAUGUGGCAGCUCCCCUGUACCUGAAACAGAAUGCAUUGGCAUCUGCUGCAGCAAAACAGAUCCUGGAAGAAACUUACAAGAUGGAGUUCAUGUACAGCGGAGUGGAAAGCAGACAAGUGGUCAUCAUUCACCACAUGAGACUGCAGGCCAAGGCCUUGCAGCUGAUAGUGACUGCCCGCACCACCAGAGGAGUGGAACCUCUUUUUGGCAUGUGUGAAAAAUUCCUCCAAGAAGUGGAUUCCUUCCAGAGAUGUUUCAUCUCUGAGCUCCCACAUAUGCAAGGCAGUUUUGUAGAUAAAUUGCUGGACUUAAUGCCCAGACUUGUGACAUCCAAGCCUUCAGAAGUGGUCAAGAUUCUUCAGACAACACUGAGACAAAGUACCUUCCUCCACCUUCCUCUUCCAGAGCAGCUCCAUAGAGCCACUGCAAAUAUCAUUGAGCCUACUGGUGAAUCUGAUAAUCCCCUGAGGUUUACAUCAGGAUUGGUUGUGGCACUGGAUGUUGAUGCAACUCUGGAACAUGUGCAGGAUCCCCAAGGAACUGUUAAAGUUCAGGUGUUGUAUCCAGACGGCCAAGCACAGCUAAUCCAUCCUAAACCAGCUGACUUCCGAAACCCCGGCCCUGGGAGGCACAGGCUGAUAACUCAGGUUUACCUCUCUCACACAGCCUGGACAGAGCCAUGUCAGAUUGAAGUGCGAUUGCUGCUGGCUUACAACUCCAACAGGAGCAAAGCAUCUACCAGAGCUCCUAAAUCUAGCUGGAGUGAGAGCUUGGAGGCUCUCCCACCCCCUGAAAAUGGCAUAGAGGGGACCAUCCCCUUCAGCAAACCUGUCAAGGUGUAUAUAAUGCCCAAACCUGCCAGGCGGUGAAAGCUGGUGCUGAAAAACCUAUUUAUGGGCUUUGCUGUGUCCAAAUGCAGAGUCCAAGACAGCAAACCAAGCCAAAACAGCCUUUACAUGCCUAAAGGGAGUCAAAAUAAAGCUGCUGAGGAACAGGUCUCUUAGGCAGCAGGCAAAUACAGGAGUUACUCAGCUAGUUAGGAGUGGUUUCAAGAAAAUGCAGGUUUUUCUAUAUUGACUCCACAGAAACAGAACAGUUCACAAUCAGCAUUCCAGUAGUAAUUUCACUGGGCUAUACCUUCAGUUUUUACCUAUCAAAAGUCUUUCUCCAAGGCCUCUAGGUUUUCUGCUGUGUUUACUAUGUAAAUGCUUGGGCACAUAAAUCAAUGUUAUUUUUACAGUACUCUGAAGUGAAGCUGAGGAGUUCAGCAUUUUGUGUGGGGUUUUUGGUUUGUUUCCUGGAUUUUCUGGGUUUGGUGGUUUUGGUGUUUUGGGUUGGGUUUGUGGUUUUUUUUUGG